AAAACCCAGUGAUCUUUCAUUCCAUUGGACAAUUUAUAUCGUGAUUAUUUAUUGGAUGUUUCAUUUGGAAUGAGAAAUUAUCUGAUUUAAUUUUUUCUUUUUUUAUUGGUGGCUUCCCACUGUGGUUUCCUGAUGGGGUGUCUUGGAGAACUGUAGAUGGACAAUGAUUCUACCAAGCAGCCUUUACAAAUGUAUUGUAAUUUCAGUAUAACUAUAUAACCCAGUUUCUUUCAGAGGUGACCCUAAUGAGGCAGUUGUAUUAGUCAACUAAAUUUGGUUGUCAUGAAAGUCCAGCAAUUUUUAAUUGUGGAAUAUAACAGUUGGAGAGGACCUUAAAAAUUGUCUACUCUAAUCCAGUGUGAGAAUCCAUUCCUAGAGCAUCUCCAGCCUCUAUUUAAACAUCUCCAGGGAAAAGAGUCCAUCUCCCAAGGCUGUCUCUUCCUUUGGUGAAGGGCUCUUCCAGUUAGGACAUUUUUCUGAUGUCUGUCCAGAAUGUCUUUUCUUGAGAUUUAAACCCCUGGUCUUCUGGCACAAUCCUGAACAAUUCUGACUGCAUCUUAUGCCUCACAGCCCUUCAGAUACUUGAAGACAGCUAUUGGAGUCUGCCCCCUUGCAAUCUUCUCUUCCCCAUGCAUGCUCAGUCCCUUAAAUUGUUCUUUCUUGUGUUUUCCUUUCCAGCCCCUGAUAUCUUGGUUGCUCUUCUCUGGACACACUCCAGUUUGUCAGUGUCCUUCCUAAAAUAGUUGUUUUAUGUAUUUCUGUAUUUUUAUUGCUAAGGAGAGACAAUCAAGGGAAUCUCUCGCUGAAACACCAAACUAAAAAAUAGCUUGAUCAGUCCUGAAUUCUAGGCUCCUUCGCUUUUCCAGCAAACAUCUUCUGGUGGUAUGUAUUUCUGUUACACAGAAUAAACUUCAUAAUUAUUAAGAAGAAACUCCGAAGAUGAGGUGGGUGCCAAAGGCUUACUUCAGUGAGUAGAUAAUACAUAACCAAAAUUUUGUGGCGGGGGGAAUUUGCUGAUGGCCAUAGAGACUUGGGCUAGAUUGAUCCAACUCUGAUUGACUCUGUUGACAUCAAGGUUUGUCUGUCUGUCUGUCCUCCCAUCUUCUUUGCAGAACAUGGUGAUGAGCUUCCGGGUCUCAGACCUGCAGAUGUUGUUAGGAUUUGUUGGCCGGAGCAAGAGUGGUCUAAAACACGAACUGGUAACUCGGGCCUUGCAGCUGGUCCAGUUUGACUGUAGCCCAGAACUGUUCAAGAAGAUAAAAGAGAUCUACGAGACUCGUUAUGCCAAGAUCUCUGACCCAGGACAGCCACCACAGCAGCCGCCACCACCACAGCACCGACCUCCUUCUGAAGCUCUUUCCAUCCAUCCUUCCUAUGACCGCAACAGCACGGUAGCCAGGACUGCCCUCUCGACUACCAACAUAGACUAUCCCUCCCUCUAUGGAAAGUAUUUAAACGGACUGGGACGGUUGCCUGUGAAACCAGUGAAGCCUGAGGUCCGGUUGGUGAAACUUCCCUUCUACACUAUCUUGGAUGAACUGUUGAAGCCCACAGAGCUUGUCCCACAGAACAGCGAGAAGCUUCAAGAGAGUCCAUGUGUGUUUGCCCUGACGCCACGACAAGUCGAGCUGAUCAGAAAUUCCAGGGAAUUGCAGCCGGGCGUGAGAUCAGUCCAGGUUGUCCUCAGAAUCUGCUACACAGAUACCAGCUGCCCUCAGGAAGACCAGUAUCCCCCAAAUAUCGCUGUCAAAGUAAACCACAGUUACUGUUCUGUUCCGGGCUAUUACCCUUCCAACAAGCCCGGGGUGGAGCCAAAAAGGCCUUGUCGUCCCAUCAACCUGACUCACCUCAUGUACCUGUCUUCCGCCACCAACCGCAUCACCGUCAUCUGGGGCAAUUACGGGAAGAGUUACUCUGUGGGUCUUUUCCUGGUGCGACAGACGACGUCGGCAGAGCUGUUGCAGCGGUUAAAAGCCAUCGGGAUUAAACACCCAGAGCUGUGCAAGGCCCUUGUCAAAGAGAAGUUGCGACUGGAUCCAGAGAGUGAGAUUGCCACCACGGGCGUCCGAAUAUCUUUAAUAUGCCCGCUGGUAAAGAUGCGCCUGUCGGUGCCGUGUCGGGCUGAAACCUGUGCCCACCUGCAGUGCUUCGAUGCGGUUUUCUAUCUGCAGAUGAAUGAGAAGAAACCCACAUGGAUGUGUCCGGUGUGUGACAAACCAGCCACAUAUGACCAGCUGAUGAUUGAUGGGCUCCUGUCGAAGAUCUUAAAGGAAUGCGAGGAUGCAGAUGAAAUUGAGUACUUGGUGGAUGGCUCCUGGCGCCCGAUCAAAGCAGAGAAGGAGAGGAGCUACAGCCCUCAGUGUCCGAUACUAGUUGUGGGUGGAUCCACAGGGGGCACAUCUGAUGUCAAUGGGGUGCCACCUCCCGCCCCCAGCGUGGAGAACGGCAAGAUCCCAGCCGAUGUGGUGGAUUUGACACUGGACAGCUCGUCCUCGGAAGAUGAGGAGGAGGAGGAGGAGGAGGAAGACGACAACGGCGGAGGACCCAAAAGGAAAGUGCCCCGUCUGUACAAGAACGGCCUGGCUUCUGCCUGCUGACCACGGGCGGCAGCGCGUAAACUCCACGUGGGAAAGCUUGAAUUCCUCGGUGCUUACUCAGAUAUGGGAUGGGGGGUAUCUUCCCCCUGCCCAACCCCCUCAUCUUGUCCUCCUCCAAAGCUUCCUUUGACUUCCCAAUUCCAAGUUAAGACUUUUUUUUAACAAAUAGACCCAUCUGGAUGGGGUGGCGCUGCUGCAUGGCUGGAAGACCCCACCUCGCAACCCACGUCUUUGUCUCUCUCUGCCUUCAGCUCAGCUCGAACUGCCUUUGGAAGUGGAGGGGGGCGCCUCUCCUGCACGCAGCCCUUUGGGAAUUGCCACUGACUCUGUAUUCCUUCCCCCCUGCGCCCGUCCACACCCCCCCACACACACCUUGCUUUGUGGUUAACCUGACACAGGCUGGUGAGAACUGAUCCAAACACCGGCCAGUCGCCAGAACUUUUCACGGGUGUUCAAAGUCACAUUUGUCUUUCAUUGGCCUUGUUCGACAACCAUUCCUGACUCUCUUGCUCUUGCAAAACACCUUGCUGGACACUGUUGAGGGGUGUUUCUUUUUCAUCCUUAGCCAGGUGGAGAGGUUUUUGAAACCCAGCGAGAGACCCAGGUUUUCUUAUUCCCAUCAGGACGGAAGGUAAAGGGGUGGGUGGGAACCGAAACGGGAUGGAAAGAGGGGGACAACUGCCAGGGAGGCGCUGAGUGUCUUGGCGGUCCCCCUCCCGGAGAGAACCUCAUGUAAAGAAAAGGUUGGGACUCU
This is a messenger RNA of Python bivittatus (Burmese python), 3351 nucleotides long. The record is from RefSeq and is a predicted model, not a curated record. Lineage: Eukaryota; Metazoa; Chordata; Lepidosauria; Squamata; Pythonidae.